GGCCUAGCCCAAGUGACAGGAGGUCCGGGCGGUGCCGCCCGGCCUCGUGGGGGUGCCCGUCCUCGUGGGGGUGCUCACCGCAGUCCCCGAGCCCCGCUGCCCUCCGUUCCCUCCACCCGGGUGGAACCGAAGAGGGAAGGUCAGGUCUGCCGCCCCGCCCCGCCCCAUCCCUCCACGCCCCUGCGCACGCGGUUCCCCGGGCCGCUGGCUGUUAACAUUGACUUCACGGUCGUGCAGCCUACAUGGCGGCCUCGCAGGUCCCGGGGGAGAAGAUUAACAUCCAGGCGGGAGAGACAGCCAAGGUCGGGGACAGGGAUCUGCUGGGGAACGGCUGUCCGGAGCAGGACAGACCCCUCCAGCGCUCCUGGAGGCAGAAGUGCGCCUCUUACGUUCUUGCCCUGCGGCCCUGGAGCUUCAGUGCCUCACUCACCCCCGUGGCCCUGGGCAGUGCCCUGGCUUACCGAUCCCAGGGCGUCUUGGAUCCCAGGCUGUUGGUGGGUUGUGCGGUAGCUGUCCUCGCUGUGCACGGGGCUGGCAAUUUGGUCAACACUUACUACGACUUUUCCAAGGGCAUCGACCACAAAAAGAGUGAUGACAGGACGCUGGUGGAUCGAAUCUUGGAGCCCCAGGAUGUCGUACGGUUUGGAGUCUUCCUCUACACCUUGGGCUGUGUCUGUGCUGCCUGCCUUUACUACCUGUCCCCUCUGAAACUGGAACACUUAGCCCUCAUCUACUUCGGAGGCCUGUCUGGCUCCUUUCUCUACACAGGAGGAAUUGGAUUCAAGUACGUGGCUCUGGGAGACCUCGUCAUCCUGAUCACCUUCGGCCCACUGGCUGUGGUGUUCGCCUACGCCGUCCAGGUGGGGUCCCUGGCAGUCUUCCCCCUGGUCUACGCCAUCCCCCUCGCCCUCAGCACCGAGGCCAUCCUCCAUUCCAACAACACCAGGGACAUGGAGUCCGACCGGGAGGCCGGCAUCGUCACGCUCGCCAUCCUCAUCGGCCCCACCCUCUCCUACCUGCUCUACAACGCGCUGCUCUUCCUGCCCUACCUGGUCUUCAGCAUCCUGGCUGUGCACUGCAGUGUCAGCCUGGCCCUCCCGCUGCUCACCAUUCCCAUGGCCUUUUCCCUCGAGAGGCAGUUCCGGAGCCAGACGUUCAGCAAACUGCCCCAGAGGACCGCCAAGCUCAACCUUCUGCUGGGCCUCUUCUACGUCUUUGGCAUCAUUCUGGCACCAGCAGGCAGCCUGCCCAAACUCUAAGGGGACCGGCGGCUCGCCCCACACCGUGGGCCCCUUUCUUAGAAGGUGUUGGAGGCAGAGGAGCCGAGGGGGGCGGGUGCUUUGGCCCCGAGGAGCCUCAAGAUGGCUCGUGAACUCCCACCUUUUUAUUCUUACAUUCUUAGGAUGUUUUGUUUUCGUUGUUAUUUUAUUCCGUUUUAUGGGGACUCUUGAAACCACUCUGGUAUCCGCAGGUAAAUUGGACGCAUGGGCUUUGCUUUAUUUAUAACUUCCACUAGGGGGUGCUGUCAGGUCAUUUUUAAAGUGGACUUUAAAAAACGCCCUAAGACUUGGUGGAGGAGCCGCCGGGCCUGGCCUCCUGUCCUGAAAGAGCCAUAGUCGUGGACCAAGUGCCCUCUGUUGCCUUUGUCUGGCAGGAUGUGGGGAUGACCCCUCGUGACAAGGAGCACCUGCCUCCUGCCCUGAGCAUUUGGGUCCUGAAUACACUGCUUGGGAGAGAACGUCCCUCUUUUCAGCCUGCCUUGGCUCCUGGCUUUUUUGCCGAAAUUGUGAUUCAGAAACUUUUGUCUGUCACUUCACUUCCUGCCACAGCUGAGGAAGAGCGUCCAGUCACCCCGCAGCAAGGCCGAGGACAGGGCAGGAGAAAAAUGCCACCUUGGAGACAGCUGAAAACAUUACUUUGCUUUUGGCUAGAAACUGCUGUUUUCCCUCCACAGAGCCCGCUGGAGUGACAGGAAGGACUCCCAGCCCUUUCAGUGACUAGCAGGGGCUCUGGAGUAGCCCCGCUGUCUUUGUGGGCUGCUUCUUCACUCCCCCCACCCCAUGCUCCGAGGCCCCAUCUGGACCCCUCCUGCUGGAGGUGCCCGGCUAUGGGCAGCAGCUUAGCAGCAGGCAGGGGGCACCAUCCCCUUCCACAGAACCACAGGCCCAGUAGGCUGGGGACAGGGGACAACAGCUCCUCCUGAGUGAAUAAGCCAGUGGGCAAAGAGUCUGGACCCUGUUCAGCCAAAAUGACAGGCCUGCCAGUGAAGGAACCGCAAACCAAAUCUUCCUCCUUGAAGAAAGAGGUGCAGUGUCGAUCCUGCUUCUGCCAAAGGCUUCAGUUGCCUUGUGCUGAGUCAGUCUGCACCCAGGAUUUGGGACCUCCAGCACUGAUUGACGCUGCUUCUCAUUUCACUGCCUGGAAGAUAAAACUUCCAGGCUGGAAUUGCUCGUUUGCUUUUGGUCCAAGACUGAAAUAGAUUGAGGCCAUGAUCAUUAUGCUUUUCUGCUCUGGUCAGAGCCGUUCUGAUAGGUGUUUCAGGGUCUUGGCCUGCGGAAAAUGAUGUCAGAAUUAGUUUUUAACCUUUAAAAUCAGGCCAAUUAUGAUUCUGCUCCUUAAGGUAGAAUUGGGCAGAUUUGCAUGGGAAAAACAUUUGGAAAACAUUUGCAAAAGUUCCUCUAAAGUUAAAGUGGUGUCUUGGAAGCUCUUGGACACACCUUUGAUCCCCGGCACAGUGAGUUAAGGAUCCGGUAUUGCCACAGGUGCGGCUUGGGUUAAAACUGCGGCUCAGAUCUGCUUCUUGGCCCAGGAACUCCCUGUGCCACGGGGCAGCCAAAACGGAAAACAAAACGAAAAACGUGGUUUGUCUGCAGAGUUCCAGAAUCCUCGAGCAGUGGUCAGAGGGAAGGAAGGACAGCUUUGUCCCCUGCCUGUCUUCCCAGCCCCAUUUUUGUUCUGUGCCAGGCUUGUGGCAUUUUGGUGCUCACAGGAGUUCCACCUUCAGAGACAAGCUUUUCGGGCUCCUUUUCAGAGCAGGCCAUUGUCACCCAAGGCUCACUGCUGAGGCUCUAGGGCCGGGAGCUCCCUGUGUCCACAGACCAAACCACCCGGGUAGGCACCCUCUCGGGCGAGGUCAGCUGAUCUCUGCACUGUGUUUUGGUGCAGGUUUUAAUGCAUAUUUUUUUAUAUAUAAAUUUUUCUAAAAGGCCAAAUUUGGUGUCAGGUUUUAUAAGCAGGUCACUGGAAUUUGUAUCUCAUCCCUGAUUCAAUGAAGGUUUUCUUUAGACUUAUUAAUGAAACUUCUUUUCCAUUAAAGGAAGAUAUUUAUCAGCA
Molecule: messenger RNA, 3333 nt
Organism: Phacochoerus africanus (Common warthog)
Lineage: Eukaryota; Metazoa; Chordata; Mammalia; Artiodactyla; Suidae
Gene: UBIAD1
Product: UbiA prenyltransferase domain containing 1
Exons: 2
Coding region: 243-1259 (338 amino acids)
Biological process (GO): menaquinone biosynthetic process; vitamin K biosynthetic process
Cellular component (GO): endoplasmic reticulum; Golgi membrane
Molecular function (GO): prenyltransferase activity
Source: RefSeq, a predicted model, not a curated record